AUGUAUUAUUGUUCAAUUAAAUUAUCAUGCGCUUUAUUUUGUUUCCUUGUGGUUACUCUUCUUAAAACAAAUUAUGUUUUAUCAAAAGGAAUAACAUAUAAAAAAAAUGUAAAGUUGUACCCCCAAAUAAUUAAUCAUUAUUAUAUAAACGAUGUAGUUUUCUCAUACAACAAAAGAAGGAUCGUCACAUUCUUUGUGUGUUCUAGUUAUAAUGAAAAAAAGAAAAGGAAAAGAAAUAAUGAAUUUAAUAUUAAGAGUGAGUUGAACGUUCAAGGGAUUAAUACAGCACAAAUAGAGGAAGACAAAAAUAAUGAAGUGGUCAAAAAAAAUGAAGUGGUUAAAAAUAAUGAAGUGGUCAAAAAUAAUGAAGUGAUCAAAAAUAAUGAAGUGAUCAAAAAAAAUGAAGUGGUCAAAAAUAAUGGAGUGGUCAACAAUAAUAUAAAUGACAACAAUAUAAAUAAAAAUGAUUGUAAUGACAAGGGGUAUAAUAUCCAAUCCUUUGAUGAUAAGAAUCAGCUGAUUAGUCGAACCUUUGAAGGCAUAAAUAUAUUUCCCAUAAAACAAAAUGAAAAAGACGAAGAUUAUUUAAAAACCAAAUUACCGGCUAGAGAAUUCAAACCUAAAAGAAGCUUAGGACAAAAUUAUUUAAAAGAUACAAAUAUUAUAAAGAAAAUGAUUAGUGCUAUAGAAUUGAAUGUCGAUCAUCAACAUUUUCAAAAUAAGAAAAGGAUGGUAGUAAGGAAACAGGAAGACAAAAAAAACACGAAAAAAAAAAAUAAUAAAAAAAAAAAAAAAAAUAAUAAAAGUGGAAAUGUAAAACACUCUGAUGAAAUGGAAGAAAAGAAGAAUAUAGACAAUAAUGUAUUGAAUAAACAAAAUAUUGAUGAACAAAAAAAUGUUGAUGAACAAAAAAAUGUUGAUGAACAAAAAAAUGUUGAUGAUCAAAAAAAUAUUCAUGAUGUAUAUUAUAAGGAGGAACCACAAUAUAAUAACAACCUUAUUGAUAAUAUAACCACAGAACAAAUAAAUAAGACAAACGAAUACAAUAAUCAUCAUAAUUUCAAGGAAGAAGAAAAUAUAAAUGUAGAAAAUUUUGAAAGCCUAAAAAACGAUGGAAAUGGAAUUAUAGAAUUAGGAUGUGGAUUAGGUCAAAUAAGUAAAUAUUUAUUUUAUAAAUAUAAAAAUAUGACAGGUGUAGAAAUCGAUAGUAGAGCAUUAUCUAUAAUUAGUAGAACGAUGCCUGGAUUUGAUUUUAUUCAUGAUGAUGUACUUCAAAUAAAUUAUAAAGAAUUAUCUAUAAAUAAAAAAACAAAAUUAACUAUCAUUGGAAAUCUUCCAUUCUAUAUAACAUCACAAAUUUUAUUUUGUUUAUUAGAUUUUCAUAAAUAUAUAGAACAAGCUAUUGUUACCAUACAAUAUGAAGUAGGAGAAAGAAUUAUAGCUACACCUAAUCAAAAAAAUUAUUCAAUUCUAAGUAUUUUAUUUAAUUUAUAUACAAAUCCAUAUUUACUUUUUAAAAUACCAAGUAAAGCAUUUUAUCCAGCACCUAAAGUUCAAGCAGCUGUUAUGAAAAUAAUAUUCAAAAAUAAUAAAUCCUAUCAUCAAAAUAUAAAUUGUAAUUUAUUAUUUCUUAAACAAAUUCUUAAAUUCUCAUUUCAACAGAGAAGAAAAAAAUUAAAAAGUAGUUUAAAAAAUCUAUUAUUACAAUAUAAUAUACCUCAAUUACCUCAACAAUUCAUAAAUCUAAGACCACAACAAUUAUAUCCUCAUCAAUUUAUUGAACUUACAAAUAUUCUUUUUCCUCUUCAUAAAUAUCCUUUCAAUCCUGACAUACAAACAAAGGUAUGGAGGAAACAAAAACACGGUGAUUAA
Messenger RNA from Plasmodium adleri (nom. inval.), 1872 nucleotides. RefSeq names its product apicoplast dimethyladenosine synthase, putative. The transcript has a single exon. Gene Ontology annotation, cellular component: mitochondrial matrix. Gene Ontology annotation, biological process: rRNA methylation. The coding region runs from base 1 to 1872 and encodes 623 amino acids. NCBI's taxonomy places the organism in Eukaryota, Apicomplexa, Aconoidasida, Haemosporida, Plasmodiidae. The record is from RefSeq and is a predicted model, not a curated record. Gene Ontology annotation, molecular function: rRNA (adenine-N6,N6-)-dimethyltransferase activity.